UUCCACCUUCUUUCCUUGCCGGACGGUGUGCUCGCCGCCUCUUUUCGCCAUGGCGUCUCGUAAGGAAGGAACCGGCGCCGGGGGUUCCGCAGUCGGUGGCGGGAAGGCCAAAGGCAAGUCGGGCCCGGGGGACUCCGCGGUGAAGCAAGUGCAGAUCGACGGGCUGGUGGUGCUGAAGAUCAUCAAGCAUUAUCAGGAAGAAGGCCAAGGCAGUGAAGUGGUUCAAGGUGUGCUGCUAGGCUUGGUGGUGGAUGACAGACUUGAAAUCACCAACUGCUUCCCAUUCCCUCAGCAUACAGAAGAUGAUGCUGACUUUGAUGAAGUUCAAUAUCAGAUGGAAAUGAUGCGUAGUCUUCGCCAUGUCAAUAUUGACCAUCUCCAUGUCGGCUGGUAUCAGUCUACGUACUACGGCUCCUUUGUUACCCGCGCUCUCCUGGAUUCCCAGUUCAGUUACCAGCACGCAAUAGAGGAAUCUGUCGUUCUCAUUUAUGAUCCUAUAAAAACUGCUCAGGGCUAUCUCUCCCUAAAAGCUUACCGUCUGACACCUAAAUUGAUGGAGGUGUGCAAAGAGAAGGAUUUCUCUCCAGAAGUGUUGAAAAAAGCAGGAAUUGCCUUUGAAAAUAUGUUUGAGGAAGUCCCGAUUAACAUCAGGAAUUCCUACCUGAUCAAUGUUCUUCUUUGGGAGCUAGAAAAGAAGUCAGCAAUAGCAGGUAGACAUGAAUUGCUCAGCCUCGCAAGCAAUAAUCACCUUGGCAAGACCCUGCAACUACUGAUGGACCGAGUGGAUGAAAUGAGUCAGGAUAUUGUAAAAUACAACACCUACCUAAGGAAUACCAGCAAGCAGCAACAGCAAAAACACCAAUACCAGCAGAGACGCCAGCAAGAAAACCUACAGCGUCAGAGUAGAGGGGAGCCUCCCCUUCCUGAGGAGGACUUGAAUAAACUCUUCAAGCCGCCACAACCUCCUCCCAGGAUGGACUCCCUCUUGAUUGCAGGUCAAAUUAACACUUACAGCCGGAACAUCAAGGAAUUCACAGCCCAGAAUCUGGGCAAGCUUUUCAUGGCUCAGUCACUUCAAGAACACAACAAUUAGGGAGGAAAAUAAAGUGCUGCUUCUUGCCUGCCCAAAGAGCACAGAUGCUUGGAAUCUCAGCACAUUUUUACUUCUACUGUUCAUCGCAAAAUGAACCAUGAAUUAGACUGUUGUGUGUUUUCGGUAGAAUUAUCCCUCUUUGAAAAGGAGAAAAGCAUAAUAAAAGUUCUAAAACUU
Messenger RNA from Candoia aspera, 1270 nucleotides. RefSeq names its product eukaryotic translation initiation factor 3 subunit H (gene EIF3H). The record is from RefSeq and is a predicted model, not a curated record. The transcript is spliced from 8 exons. Bases 50 to 1093 code for a protein of 347 amino acids. Lineage: Eukaryota; Metazoa; Chordata; Lepidosauria; Squamata; Candoiidae. Gene Ontology annotation, cellular component: eukaryotic 43S preinitiation complex; cytosol; cytoplasm. Gene Ontology annotation, molecular function: translation initiation factor activity; protein binding; metallopeptidase activity.